CUGACUCUCCUUCGCCUCCAGUUCUUCCAGCGACUUCAUACGGAACAGUUGAGUUUUUCUACUUUUGUUUAUUUUUGUUCCCGUAUCACAUCCAGUUCGUCGUUACCCAUUAGUGUUCUCCUUAUUGAUUGUCUAAUUAAUUACAUUCAAAAGGUAUACAUUCCGUGUUUCGGGUAUAUCCUAUCCAUCGUUGGAUAUGGCCCGUUGCUCCUGGUUGAUAUGCAGUGGUCUUAUUUUCCUGUUUUCUUCAGCUGCUGUUGCGUUAGAAUCGCUGUCAAAUGGCACUCGUACGACGGGAAACGUGACAGAGAGGGACGGACGAGAGUAUGACGUGCAUCCACCUGCGCCAGGGUCCAUAAACGGAGGCCUGGAAGUUCAGUCGCUCUCUCCUCGUCCUAAAUCACUUGGAACUGGUACGUGGAAAGCCAUUAAAAUAUGGAACGAUCCGAUAGGUGCAUCUACAGAAAAACGAGCCUCAUCACCAGAACGAGUUAUUGCUUCUUCAGCGAGGCACACGGCAGAUUCAUCCAUCUUGAUAUUCUUCAUCUAUCCCAUUAUGCGACUAAUUGACCUCAGCACUUCAUGCAAAUAAUUAAAUAAGCUUAUUAUUGCAUCAACCUUAAAGUGAUACUUAAUUACCUAAUGCGUAUUUUCAUAUUUUCUAUACAUAACAGACAUGUCAUAUUGUACAUAAGACGUUGCUGAAUUGGGGAAGACAUAUGUUAUAAAAUGAUUGCUUAUCAAACUCACUCAAGUGUAUCCAUCUGAUGUAUCCUUCUCUCUGAAGUUUGGCAGCAGAUGUUUGGCCUCCUUGGUAAUGAGGAUCCUACACCAGCAAGAAAAAAUAUGGAGUAUAAUACAAACAUUGCGCUACAUG
Molecule: messenger RNA, 877 nt
Organism: Daphnia magna
Lineage: Eukaryota; Metazoa; Arthropoda; Branchiopoda; Diplostraca; Daphniidae
Exons: 4
Coding region: 197-592 (131 amino acids)
Source: RefSeq, a predicted model, not a curated record